UGGAGUCUGUUGCUGUCAUAGACAUCACAGUCUGAUGGGCAAUAAUAAAAUAUUUGUAGUCUGAUCAUUGAUACGCUACUUUUGUAGUCGGUUCUUUUCGCAAAUCAGCAUCACCAUAAAAUAGUGGUUAGCUGCAGCCAUGACGGAGUUCUGGUUGAUUUCGGCGCCUGGAGAGAAAACCUGCCAACAGACAUGGGACAAAAUGAUGUUGGCCACCACCCGCACAAACAACCUGUCCACUAAUCACAAAUUCAACAUUCCUGACCUAAAGGUCGGGACAUUAGAUGUCUUGGUUGGACUGUCUGACGAGCUGGCCAAACUGGACGCGUUUGUGGAGAGUGUGGUGAAGAAGGUCGCUCAGUACAUGGCGGAUGUCCUGGAGGACAGCCGAGACAAAGUUCAGGAGAACCUGCUGGCCAAUGGGGUCGAUCUCGUCACCUACAUCACAAGGUUUCAGUGGGACAUGGCCAAGUAUCCCAUCAAGCAGUCCCUAAAGAAUAUCUCUGAUAUUGUCUCCAAGCAAGUGACGCAGAUUGACAAUGACCUGAAGGCCAGGGCCUCUGCCUAUAACAACUUAAAGGGCAACCUGCAGAAUCUGGAGAGGAAGAAUGCGGGGAGUCUACUGACCAGGAGUUUGGCUGACAUCGUCAAGAAAGAGGACUUUGUGCUGGACUCUGAGUAUCUGAUCACAAUGCUCGUGGUUGUACCAAAGACAAACUAUGCUGACUGGCAGAAGACGUAUGAAACUCUUUCAGAGAUGGUAGUCCCCCGCUCCACAAAUCUGCUGUUUGAGGACCAGGAGAGUGGGCUGUUCAGUGUCACCCUGUUCAGGAAGGCUAUCGACGACUUCAGACUCAAGGCCCGGGAGAACAAAUUCAUGGUGAGAGACUUCCAGUAUAAUGAGGAGGAGAUGAAGGCGGACAAGGAGGAGAUGACCCGUCUCUCCACCGACAAGAAGAAGCAGUUUGGUCCUCUGGUCCGAUGGCUGAAGGUGAACUUCAGUGAGGGCUUCAUCGCUUGGAUCCACAUCAAGGCCCUCAGAGUGUUUGUGGAGUCUGUUCUAAGGUACGGCCUGCCUGUGAACUUCCAGGCCAUGCUGCUGCAGCCCAAUAAGAAGACCAUGAAGCGGCUGAGGGAGGUCCUCAACGACCUCUACAAGCACCUGGACAGCAGCGCCGCCGCCAUCAUCGACCAGUCUGCCAUGGACAUCCCUGGCCUGAACCUGAGCCAGCAGGAGUACUACCCCUACGUCUACUACAAAAUCGACUGCAACCUUUUAGACUUCAAAUAGAAGCGCUCAGACGCUGGACGCGGCCACCUUUUGUCUCAAGCCGUCUAUGUGUUGACAUGAACUGGACCGGCAACCACUUGAUUGGUUGACUCUUCCCCUUAAACCCGCCCUUGUCUUGCUCUUCUGCAUGCUCAUUGGGUGACCAGACCACCUCUUUCCUCCCAUGUACAAAAACAGUGGCCGUAUCUCAAAAGUCAAGGAUCCUGGCCUUGCUGGGAUGUGAAACACCCAGUGAUUGGGUACUCUUAAGUGAACUCUGCGGAGUAUCCAAUCACUGGGCUUUUUCGCGUCCUAGCAAGGCCAGAAUCCUUGACUUUGAGAAACAGUGAUUGUUUUUAGCUUUUGCAGUCUAUUUUCUUGUGUCCUGAUUUCCUUCUAAAGGGAGUUCUGCUGCGGAGGAGAGAUGUGUUGCAGUGUGGUUGAAAUAUGUUUCCCCCAAAGUCUCUUUUCUCUUCCCAGCAUGAGCUGGGUAGACGGGCUCGUUGUUGAAUCUUUUGUGUGAGUGAAAGAAGAUCUUUGAGGUUGUUAUUGGUGAACUGCAAAUUAUCUGGUCAUCCUAUGCUCAUUCCAUUUGGCAAGGUAAUUCCCAUUGCCACAAAGAGAGCACUGGUACGACAGUUUACGAUUCUGUUUACACACGUUUUGGAUUUUUUGUUGUUGUUUGCUUUGUUUUUGUAAGAGCAUCAGAGUAUUCAUACACAUGCUUUCAAAAAGGAGCACUUACAUUUUCAGAUGCAUUCUUAAAUGGAUGAAUCAGGUUUACUUGAGAUAAAACACUGUAUUUUCAGUCAUUCCACCUUGGUGUAGUGUUGAGUGUUAGAUGUAUUCACUGAUUGUUAAACUGCUGGUGUGUGUGUGCGUGUGUAGGGUGACAUGUUGGCUUGCCUUCACAGGCUUGUCUUACCUAUGAUAUGAUGGCUUUUUUGAAGCACCGUCUUGGUUCACCUCAACAGCAGAUGAUCAUGUCUAAAAGGAUGUUAUUUAUUAUAUGUUGUCAUGUAUAUUUGGUGUGUGUGAAGAUGAAUAUAUAAAAUACUUAAAUAUAUAUGUCAAUGUAAACCGUGUCUGAUGUUUACUUGGAUGAAACAAUAAAAUGCAACAAA
Messenger RNA from Engraulis encrasicolus (European anchovy), 2394 nucleotides. It is a transcript of the gene atp6v1c1a, whose product is annotated as ATPase H+ transporting V1 subunit C1a. Bases 140 to 1291 code for a protein of 383 amino acids. Gene Ontology annotation, cellular component: lysosomal membrane; vacuolar proton-transporting V-type ATPase, V1 domain. Gene Ontology annotation, molecular function: proton-transporting ATPase activity, rotational mechanism. Gene Ontology annotation, biological process: proton transmembrane transport. The record is from RefSeq and is a predicted model, not a curated record. The transcript has 13 exons. NCBI's taxonomy places the organism in Eukaryota, Metazoa, Chordata, Actinopteri, Clupeiformes, Engraulidae.